This is a messenger RNA of Xyrichtys novacula (pearly razorfish), 2079 nucleotides long. The record is from the annotation of a GenBank genome assembly. NCBI's taxonomy places the organism in Eukaryota, Metazoa, Chordata, Actinopteri, Labriformes, Labridae.
AUUGGCGUCCUCAGUCAUGAAGCACUGAAACUCAAAGGUCCCAGUUGUAAGCUGGUAGCGAGUCACAGUCAGAGGCAGUCCUCGCUGACAGGUCAGCAGGUAAGAUGCAGACGCUCUUGCUCUCAGCUACACAGAAGUGAUUAAGUGAGGGAUUUACAAAGGAUGGCUGUUUAUGAUUGGGAGUAUUUGCCAUAACAGAUUUUUUAUUUUGUGUCUUUGUUGUUGAUUAUUUUGUGGGGGAAAAAAAAGCUUUAGAAGUUUUAUCUGGAAAGUUAGAGAGAUACAGACAUGCCUGUUGUGCUUUCCUCUUAAAUUUUCAUCAUAAUAUAUUUGCUGUUUUGAAUCAGUUGCCUUCAUUUAUAUCGUAUUUCAAAAAAUGACAGUUUUAGAAUAAUAAUACUUGAAAACAGGUGAGUCUUUUUUCUUCUUUUGUCAUCCAUGCAUCAUUACGACACCUCUGAGUCAUCAGUUUUCCUGUCCAAAUUUCUCAUUAAUGAUUAUUUCAGGAGGUUACUGACCAACCAGCUCAGGGUUCAAGGGGCUCUGAUAUUUUUUUACUUCUCAAGAAACCAGACUCAGGUGUGGAGGUGAUGACUUAUCUCUCUGUAAAGAACAAUGAGCGCCUUUAUUUCAGCAGCAGUUCAUUGAUUUGAUUCUGGGCUGUGCUUAAUCUUGGUGUUGAUAAGUGUGGUUUUCUAUCACUGCUCUUACUUCUAUUUUUGUACCUUUUUUGCUACAGAUCACGAACUAAAGAUCAACAACAACAAUGGGAGAUUUGGGAUUUCUGUCAAAGUUGCUGGACAAGGUCCAGUCCCACUCCACUGUCAUAGGGAAGAUCUGGAUGAGCGUCCUCUUCUUGUUCAGGAUCAUGGUUCUGGGUGCAGGUGCUGAGAGCGUAUGGGGCGACGAGCAGUCGGGUUUCAUCUGCAACACUCAACAACCUGGUUGUGAGAACGUUUGCUACGACUGGACCUUUCCCAUCUCGCAUAUCCGCUUCUGGGUCCUGCAGAUCAUCUUUGUCUCCACACCGACGCUGGUCUACCUGGGUCACGCCUUGCAUGUCAUCCACAAAGAGAACAAGUUGAGGGAGAAGCUGUCAAGUCCAGGUGGAAGCCGGCUGCUCAAACUGCCCAAAUACACAGACGAAAAAGGGAAAGUGAAGAUUAAGGGGAACCUGCUGGGAAGCUACCUGACCCAGCUCGUUUUCAAGAUCAUCAUUGAGGCCGCCUUCAUCGUGGGCCAGUACUACCUCUAUGGCUUUGUCAUGGUCCCCAUGUUCCCCUGCUCCAGAAAGCCCUGUCCCUUCACUGUGGAGUGCUACAUGUCCCGUCCCACAGAGAAGACCAUCUUUAUCAUCUUCAUGCUGGUCGUGGCCUGCGUCUCCCUGCUGCUCAACUUCAUCGAGGUCUUCUACCUGCUCUGCACCAGGGUCAGGUGUGGCUCCAAGCGUAACACUCACAAAAUCGGCUCAGCACAAAACCCUGCCACCCUGCCAGCUCCAAGGUGGCCGACCACAGAGGAGACUCUCAAACAAAACAAGCUGAACAUGGAUCUAGAGAGCAGUGAGAGUAUCGGCGGUAAUCUGGACGGGGCGAAAGAGGAGAAGCUGCUGUUGAGUGGUCAUUCGUAAUGUCUUUGCAUUGUCUCCAACCCUUUUCACAUUUUCAAGACUGUAACAAGAGAUUUUUAUUACAGAGCAGCAAGUUAAAGGCUCAUCACUUUUAUAUUGGGUUGCAAAGUGAAAUUCAUUCCAAAGUUUGCCAAUACCCCCCUUUUGGGGCUUGUUUAUCUUUGUACUGAAACUCGAAAUCUAUAAAUGGAAACAGUGCAAUAUUAAUGAUUUAUUUAUGUUUUUCAUUCACCAAUCUGUGAGUGACAAAAGUUUGGUCUUGCCCAGUUAUUGAAUGUUUUCUUUAACUUAUUGCCAAGUUCAUUGAGUAAGACUUGAAAUUCUUGUCUGAUGGACUGAUGUUGAUGACUGUUGUGACGUCAUCUGUAUAUGAGUGUGCAUUGUAAAUGAAUAUUUGUAAUAUUUACUGUUUUAAUAUGUGAUUAAAGUUGGUGAAAAGAAAAGAAAAA